This is a messenger RNA of Dipodomys ordii (Ord's kangaroo rat), 3434 nucleotides long. RefSeq names its product paired box 5 (gene Pax5). Gene Ontology annotation, molecular function: DNA-binding transcription factor activity, RNA polymerase II-specific; RNA polymerase II cis-regulatory region sequence-specific DNA binding. Gene Ontology annotation, biological process: regulation of transcription by RNA polymerase II; anatomical structure development. The coding region runs from base 1033 to 2262 and encodes 409 amino acids. NCBI's taxonomy places the organism in Eukaryota, Metazoa, Chordata, Mammalia, Rodentia, Heteromyidae. The record is from RefSeq and is a predicted model, not a curated record. The transcript is spliced from 11 exons.
GCGGAGGGCUAGCGCCGGCGGCGACAGCGGCAGCGCGGGCAGUCAAAGCAGGCAGUGGCUUCUUCUCAGCACCCACCGUCCCGGCGGCCUUGGUGGCGGGGACCUUUCGCUCUGUUCUCGGUCCCUCGCUCCGCCACUGGGGCAGGCGCAGCAGCUGUCCCGGAAGAGGCGUCUGGAAGACAGUCCAACAAGACCCCCGAGAGAGGGCAGCGGGGCUCGAAGAGUUGGUAGGCGUGAGGCACGCACAGAGCCAGUCGAGAAGGAGCCGAUCGCUGUGGUCCCCAUUCGUGGGUCCCAGAGAUGGGGGCGCAGCGGGGGCUGCGGGAACUUUGAAGGCAUCGGGUCCUGGGGUCUGAGGGUUGGAGGCCCUUUGGGGACUCGUGAUUCAGCUCUCUCAUCAGUGGCGGAAGCCCCUUCGAACCCGCCGCGGCCCCCGAACGGCCAGAGAGGAAGUUCUCUGCAACUUCGUCCGAGACGUCCGAGACGUCGGAGACUGAGAGAAGCAGAGAGAGAAAGGACCUGGUGGAGACCGAGGGGUCGAAGAGCGACCCCAGAGGCACCGAGGCCGCGGAAUCAGCCUGGCAUCCCGCGGGCCGCGCUGUUCCCUGGGUGAAGCUAAGGGCCGUGUGUUCCGGUGGCCUCCUCCAAGCCCCUUCUAUCGGGGGCCGGGGUCUCCCAUUCGUCCCGGAGGUGGGCCCCUACGCUAUGUCCCCGAAGCCGCGGGCGCCUUGGCCGCAGCUACUCCUGUGUGGGCCGGGAGCCGCCGCUUGAGCCAGCCAGGGAGCGAAGCCAGCCAGAGUUGGGCGCCCGCUCCCAGACGGACUGCGCUGAGCGCCGUUUCCCGCCUCUCCACCCGACUCUCGGCAAUCUUCGGCAGGGAGGCUGUGAAAAAGACCCCAAGGCUCCAGCAGUGUUUCCUGAGCUCAGCUCACACGGUGUCCGGCCUGGUGGUGAGGCUCCCUUGCCGCCCUGGGCAGCCCUUUGGCGCCAGGAGGCGGCGGCGUGGGCCGGCCUGGAGUCUGGAGCGCCCCGAUGGAAAUACACUGUAAGCACGACCCGUUUGCAUCCAUGCAUAGACAUGGAGGAGUGAAUCAGCUUGGGGGGGUUUUUGUGAAUGGACGGCCACUCCCGGAUGUAGUCCGCCAAAGGAUAGUGGAACUUGCUCAUCAAGGUGUCAGGCCCUGCGACAUCUCCAGGCAGCUUCGGGUCAGCCAUGGUUGUGUCAGCAAAAUUCUUGGCAGGUAUUAUGAGACAGGAAGCAUCAAGCCUGGGGUGAUCGGAGGAUCCAAACCAAAGGUUGCCACACCCAAAGUGGUAGAAAAAAUUGCUGAGUAUAAACGCCAAAAUCCUACCAUGUUUGCCUGGGAAAUCAGGGACCGGCUGCUGGCAGAGCGAGUGUGUGACAAUGACACAGUGCCCAGCGUCAGUUCGAUCAACAGGAUCAUCCGGACAAAAGUACAGCAGCCCCCCAACCAGCCGGUCCCAGCUUCCAGUCACAGCAUAGUGUCUACAGGCUCUGUGACGCAGGUGUCAUCGGUGAGCACGGACUCGGCUGGCUCGUCAUACUCCAUCAGCGGCAUCCUUGGUAUCACAUCCCCCAGCGCCGACACCAACAAGCGCAAGCGAGAUGAAGGCAUUCAAGAGUCUCCGGUGCCCAAUGGCCACUCACUUCCAGGCAGAGAUUUCCUCCGGAAGCAGAUGCGGGGAGACCUGUUCACGCAGCAGCAGCUAGAGGUGCUGGACCGUGUGUUUGAGAGACAGCACUACUCGGACAUCUUCACCACCACGGAGCCCAUCAAGCCAGAGCAGUGGUGCCCCGUGCUGAUGAGACAAUACUUGGUGCAGCCCCAGGCAGUCCUUUUCCAGACGACGGAAUAUUCAGCUAUGGCCUCGCUGGCUGGAGGGCUGGAUGAUAUGAAGGCCAAUCUGACCAGCCCCACCCCUGCUGACAUCGGGAGCAGUGUGCCAGGCCCACAGUCCUACCCCAUUGUGACAGGCCGCGACUUGGCGAGCACAACCCUCCCCGGGUACCCUCCACACGUCCCCCCCGCUGGACAGGGCAGCUACUCUGCACCGACACUGACAGGGAUGGUGCCUGGGAGCGAAUUUUCUGGGAGUCCUUACAGCCACCCUCAGUAUUCCUCGUACAACGACUCGUGGAGGUUCCCCAACCCGGGGCUGCUUGGUUCCCCCUACUAUUACAGUGCUGCUGCCCGAGGAGCUGCCCCACCUGCGGCCGCCACUGCCUAUGACCGUCACUGACCACUGGAGCCAGGCAGGCGCCAAGCACUUAUGACACAUAUCACUGAGGGAGAUAGCUUCCCACCUCCCACCCCAACAGUGAGGGGGGCCCCACAAGACCAUACACAAGUACCCCUGCCCUGCAUAUCUGAACUCUCUCCCCUUCCCUGCCAGGGACUUGGGCUCCAUGGUAAAGCUGUUGGAUUUCUGGACCCUUGUCCAUUUCAAGAGUCGAUUGAUCGGCUUCUCUAAAUGGCCACAGGGUCUCCACAAACCAACAGUCUCUUCUGUAGACCACUGAGCCCAGCCCAGCCUGCCAGUCCCCCAGCUAUCUGACCAACUGUUCAUCUCAGUACUACAAGCCUGGGAAGGAAAGCUAGCUUCUGUUGCUUCAACAACACCUAUGUAAAUACCUUCUUGCUUCUCUGUGGGGCUGAGGGUCCCACUGAGCAGACCGCCCGCCCCAUGAUGCAUCCUGAUCCUGUACUUAUUGUGUGUCACAGGACAGCUUCAACCUGUGUACAGAUGCCCGCUCUGCCCUGGUGUUCCUGUCAGGUGAGCUUGUAAGCUGUCCUUGAGACUGAGGACCACAGCCUCCUGCUCACCCCUACUUCUGUAAUGCCUAGGAGACUCAUUGGGCUACAAGCUUCCCCAGAGAUUUCCUCCACCCAGAAGAAUAUACCUAGAGGAGAUGCCCAGGCUUCCAGACUCCAUUUCCCUGGGGCUACUGCAGCAUGAGCUGCUCUUUUCCAGACUGAAGGACUCAAAGAGAACUAUCUGAAAGGUUCUCUGCUGUCAUUCAAAAAUAAGAGGUCAUCCAAGUGCUGACGGCAUCAUGGACUUUGACUGUCAGGCCGGGUGGGAUUGGGAGUUCAUCUGAUCCAGCCAAGGAGGGGUCUGACGCUCUCCCAACCUCCCCAGCCCCAGGAGCCACUGAACUGAACUGGAAUGGUUUCUGGAGCAUGCGCAGGCUCGAAUCACUUUGGAUACCCAUCAUGGAUACUUCACCAACCCCACAGGACCCCAGCAAGUGGAUUCUGGGCAAGCCUGUUGCAGUGAUACAGACAGUGAUGACAAAAAGGACUUUCCCCUGCACCAAGGACCACAGCUUCCUACAGGCAUCAGCCAGGGCUCCUGAGCUGCUUCUUGGGCCAGCCUUCCCAGUUCCCACGGAGCUGAGUGUGUAGCUGGGU